Messenger RNA from Centruroides sculpturatus (bark scorpion), 582 nucleotides. RefSeq names its product poly(A)-specific ribonuclease PNLDC1-like. The record is from RefSeq and is a predicted model, not a curated record. Lineage: Eukaryota; Metazoa; Arthropoda; Arachnida; Scorpiones; Buthidae. The transcript has 5 exons. Gene Ontology annotation, biological process: nuclear-transcribed mRNA poly(A) tail shortening. The coding region runs from base 286 to 582 and encodes 98 amino acids. Gene Ontology annotation, cellular component: cytoplasm; endoplasmic reticulum. Gene Ontology annotation, molecular function: RNA binding; poly(A)-specific ribonuclease activity.
AGUUCAAACUCUCUUAGAUUUUUCUAUGUAUAAAUCCAAUUGAGAAAGUGCUUUAAUAAGCUUUUAUAAUUUUAUGUGGUAUUACAUUCUGAAGAUAGUUGCUAAUAUCAUACAAAAGCAUUUUAUGAAAUAUAUUGAUCUAGGAAGCAAUCUGCCUGUAUGAAAUAAUUGAAAUAAAUUUUUAAUUCAUAAAUUUGUUUUAAUAAGUGUUAAUUAUAAUUAUAUUUACUAAUACUUAUUUUUAGAAUACUGCAUCAUUUUCUAGGAUUUACUAAGGUAUUUCGUAUGCUAGUGGAUGCCAAAAAGCCAAUGGUGGGACACAAUUUGAUGUUAGAUUUACUAUUUUUGUACCAUCACUUCUAUAAACCACUUCCAAAAAAAUACUCUGAAUUUAAGAAAAAUAUUCAUAAGUUAUUUCCAGUUAUUUUUGAUACUAAACAUAUUAUUUGGUCAUUAAGAAAGGAAUAUGAAAAACUGUUUUCUUAUUCAGUCAGAAGUUUAUCAGAACUUUACAACACAUUUAAAAGCAAAAGUAAAAAGACAUACUGUAUGUUCUUAAAUUAUAUUAAGGAUAUUAGUUAA